AUGGCUGCGGCGGACCGGCCCCCUGUUAGGGAAGGGAUCCGGAUAGUUUUUCUGUGUGUGGGCUGGUACACGGUCAGCUCGGGGGGAAACAUCGUCAACAAAAUCAUCCUCAAUGGAUUCCCGUACCCGGUCACAGUCUCUCUGUUUCAUAUCAUCUCUAUCGUCGUUUUCCUCCCGCCGUUGCUGCGGGCAUGGGGAGUCCCCAAAACAGAACUGCCGAGCAGGUACUACCGGUGGUACAUUCUGCCUUUAGCUUUCGGAAAAUACUUUGCAUCUGUGUCGGCGCACUUCAGCAUAUGGAAAGUACCUGUUUCAUAUGCGCACACCGUCAAAGCUACAAUGCCAAUAUGGGUUGUGCUGUUAUCAAGAAUUAUCAUGAGGGAGAAGCAAACCACAAAGGUGUACGUAUCGCUCAUCCCCAUCAUUGGAGGAGUGCUGCUGGCCACGGUGACUGAGCUGUCCUUUGAUGUUUCAGGACUAAUCAGCGCUCUGGCUGCGACGCUCUGCUUCUCUCUGCAGAACAUCUUCUCCAAAAAGGUGUUGCGUGACACAAGGGUCCACCACCUGAGGCUCCUCAACAUCCUGGGCUUUAAUGCUGUUAUCUUCAUGCUGCCCACCUGGGUUCUGGUGGAUCUGUCUGUGUUUCUUGUCAAUGGAGAUCUGUCCGACAUCUCAGGAUGGACAAGCACCUUCAUCCUCCUGCUCAUCAGCGGCUUCUGCAACUUCGCACAGAACGUCAUUGCCUUCAGCGUGCUGAACCUCGUCAGCCCGCUCAGCUAUGCCGUUGCCAAUGCCACCAAGAGGAUCAUGGUCAUUAGCAUCUCGUUGCUAAUGCUGCGCAACCCAGUCACCCUUACAAAUGUCCUGGGUAUGAUGACGGCCAUAGUUGGCGUCUUCCUCUACAACAAGGCCAAGUAUGACGCUAACAAGGAGAAGAAGCUGCUGCCAAGCACCAAGCAGGACCUGAUGUCCUUUGACAACCUGGCGCUGGAGAAGAUCCAGGCCAAUGGGUCAGUGCCUUUCUCCCACGGCUCAGAGCAGCAGCACAACUGGAACAACGUGCUGACCGACCACUUCCAGUACAGCCGGCAGGCCUACACGACAAACUACAACAGCAACCACCAGUACGUGGUGUAAAGGAGGAGUCUGUCUCCACUCUGGGUGGCUGUCAUAGACAUUAACUGUGUGUAGCCGCCCCCCGCCCCCACACACACACACACAGCAGCAGGACACAGCCCCGCUCCAAACACGAGACUGAAGGCAAGUGCUGUUUGUUCUGGAUAGGAAGAAUGAGAUGGCCAGUGACGUGACCUCUCCCACGCUCCCCCCUGUCUGAACUUCACUUUCUGACGGCUUCGCUGUAUCUCAUUUAUUUAUUUGUUUGGUACCGACUGUAUGGGAUGGUUUGAGAGGAAACUUAAAUCACCUGUUGUCAGAAAUUUUGGUGACGGAUUCAGCCAUGUUGUCCAGACACAGAAAUGUGCACAGCAGGUGGAAACGUAAAAGGUAGUUCAUGAAUGAUUGCACCUUACUAUCUGGAAAUGUCUGGGUUUUUUUUUUUUUCACAACCAGCCAUAAUUUGUUUUGGAUUAUAUUUGUUCACUUUCAUCGGAAAGAAUGUCAGCUGUAAUUAUUUAAUAUGAACGCUAACUUGCGCCGAAACAGCAGUCAUCUUACAUUUUGUAACAAACGCAUCUCAGUGGAAGGCCUUAAAGGUAUACUAUGCAGGAUUAUCCUACAAAACAAGACUCGUACAGAAGUAAUCCCUCUCAGUCCUCACUUAUGACCCAGUAGAGAGACUCCGACCUCUGCAUGUAUUUGUUUGGACUUUAAUAAAAAGGAAGCUGCGAAAAUCCUGGACACAGCGCCUAAAAAAACAAAUAGAUCGAGACGAAACAUCAAGCGGACAAAGCUUGCUCCCAAAUAAGAGUGAAUCUGGGGCUGGCUUCCACUUUCCCUGGCAGUGUUUCCAAACAUUAACAGACAUUUCCUGCAUAGUAUACCUUUAACAUUUUGGUUUUAGGCAGAUCAUAUUUAAGAGUGACAUUUUUCUUCAUGAGGCACCUGUAAUGAUGUGAGGAGAAGCAAUCUGAAUUGUUUUCUUCAGUGAAUUAAAACGCAUUCCACUUUACAAAAGCUGAAGGCAGAUGAGACUUUGGGAAGUUGUGGUUUUGUAGAUUUUAUGCAACAGUAAAAUAAUCUGAUCAGACUUCCAUAGGCUUUUGCACCAUGCUAGCGGCAAAUACUCUAUUCAUGGUCCUCAGAGGAGGAACCUUGUUAACUUUGGUGGUCUCACGACUUUUCAUUUUACCUUUUAUAUUGAUUGUCAUGAAAUUUGGAUCAUUCAUUUCCCCCUGAGGAUAAACUAUAAUCAGAUUUGGUGAUCGUCUGACGUUAUAUCCAGCGCCAUCCUUAGGUCAGAAUUUCCAUUUGUCCACUAUCUUGGUUGAUAACUAAAUUCCUGCAGAUCUAAUUCCCAUCAGCCUUAGCUUUACUUGUGUUUGGUGCUUUAUUUAGUGCUAUAGUGUUAGCAUACUAGCUAUACCAACACAGUGGUGAUCGUCAGCAUGUUAGCAUGGUAACAGUUGUGUUCUGACUGCACUCACGAACAAUGUGGCUCAGAAUUACAAGUGCCUGAUGAAGAAGAAAAUGCCCUCAUUUCAAAAUAAAGUUUUAAAAAAAAGUCAGUUCAUUGUGUCUGCAACAAAGUGAUGCUUGUAAACUUGUUGGACACACAGAUCAGUAAAAUUCAGUCACACUUGUUGUCAGCAAGUGUUUGGACUGCCACUAUCAUAGGCCGUUUCAACACAAACACACACACACAGCCUGUUUGUCUUUGAACUAAGGUAAACUUUCAGAGUGAGACUAGUUCUGUCACACAGAACAGUCAAUGACCUCCAUCAGAUCUGUCCUUUCCCCUAAGAUAACAAAUAAGUUUGUUUAUCAUGGAGCGUAAAUGUAAAAAGUAAAAAUUAGAUUUACCAAAACAAGGCAUCCUGUCAGUAUACGUACUGUAAGGAUGCCCAUGUUUCUUUGUUCUUAGGGAGUCUAACCAUGUUAAAUGUAAUAAAGAUGCUAAAAUUAUUUUGCUGUCAUAGUUUGAAGUUAAAGAAUCGAUUUAAAACGAUCCCUAGUUUUUUCUCAAUUGAUGAUGUUUGUAUUUAUUGAUCUGCAAAGCUUCUCAGGCAGAGAGAGAUCUUCUCUCCUGUCAGGCGUUUUUUUUCAGCCUGAACCAAAGCUGCUCUGUCAUGUCUCUGUUUUUUAAACAGAGGUGCGGUUCGAGUUUGCACAUCAUGAAACAACUGUAUGUGUCAUGCAGAUUGUGACUGUCUGUCAGGUGACUUUAAAGUCCCGGUGUUUUAAUGUAAAGUGUUUCUGCAACAUUGCUGUCAGACGGUCACUGGACAGAUUCAAAAUGAGACAUGCAUGAAAUCACAGGUUUGGUUUGUGCAUUUAAAGAUUCAACUGUAACUUUAGCGGGGGAGAGGUUUGAUUGGCAUUAUUGAUUACACUGUCUGCAACUAAUCAUUUAUUAAUGAAAAGCCUUUUUCUACUGCUUGAAGAACGAUUUAAUUUAGUAAAGAUCAGUCACUUGCUUUUCUCACUGCAGCAAUAUAAAGUUUUUAUGUUCUUUUUGUUUUUUAGCGAUGCAAAUGUCUCCACAUCUGAAAUCAACGUUGUGUUUCUGCUCAUAUAUUUUGUUGGAACAACGCACGUUCAUUGAAUUUUUGUAAAAGUGCCAGUUGUAGCCUGUGAGCUUGUUUUUUCAGCUGUAGUCCCCGGUAGAUGUGGAUAAGGGGAUAAUGUGGUUAUAUUCUUAUAAUAUGGCUUUUUUUAGUGUGCCGUGUUUGUCGUCUUUGACAAAUUUAAAAUACUGUCACAGUAUUUAGUCUGGAGGAAAACCCCCCAAGAGCUCUGUGGGGUUGGUGUGCUCCAGGCUUCCCACAGACAAACUGAUAUCAAUAAUUGUCCUAUUUUUAUUUAUAGAGAGAACUAGCUCUUAGCGCUGAGAUAGAUUGUAGCCAACAUAGUUUGUAGGAUCUUGGGAACAUGCAGCUGCUCUGUUUUUCUCCAGCGGGGAGGGGAAAUCACCUCCCCCUGUUUUACAGUAAUUGACUAGAAAACAUCUGAUAUCAUGAAGUGGAUUUCAACAGCCUGGGGAUUAUUACUACCUUAUUCAAAUGAUUUUUUUUUUUUUUUUGUUUGUUUACUGCUGCUGUAGUUGUAUGUGUGUUUACUGUUGUACACUUUGAGGCUGUAAUUUGUGGUGUCGGACUGCGUUAGAUUAAGAAAUAUAAGCAGAAAUAUCAGAAACUUGUUAAAAUGUAACAAAGGGCACGAUGACGCCACAAACUGCCGCCUCAAAAAGGAUAAAGGAAUCAAAACCCUCUAAAUGUCAGCAUUGAUUAAAAUUAUACAUUUCAUAAAGUUAGCUUUUAUGUUUUGUUUUCAGUCAACCUCAAAACUUCAUCACCGACUUUUCCUAUAUUAAAAUUGAGUUACAUUGUAAUAUUAAAGAGUCAUGAUGCCGUAGCAGCAGAGAGUUAACACCCAUCUCUGCAGCUCUAUGAUUGUCUGGAUUUACAGCCACACAGAUCCUGUGUAGUUAAAUAUUAAUGUUCUCAUCAGCUCUCUGCAAGCAGCCGUUUAAAGCGCCUGAGAUAAACCACACGUGUUACCUUCCCAACAUCAAUCGGCAGACAAAUUUACAGAGUGGCUGCAGAACAAAGUGAAGCAUUUAACAGUUUAAACACCAGAUAUUUAAAAGAAGUUGGUGGAGACCAAAAUUGAGCUUAAAGAAGAGUGAGUACUAUUCGUCAGGCGGCCAGAAACAUUAAGAUGUUUAUUUCACUUUAAGAUUUUAGUUUCUACUACUGCUAUGUGAAGGAGCAGAUGUCAAAAUAUACUGCUUUAUGAGCACCUGUCUCGAUAGAUUACUAAACACUAAGCAAUCAUGACUUGACUCUGUAAUUCAUUUAUAUGCACAGAACAGCUUUGUUCUUGAACUUUUGUCUCCAGCAGGUGGAUCCUUGAUAACUUAGAAAGCUGAUAGUUGCCUCAUGUAAAUAUCAAAGUGAAAAACUGCUCUCUUAAAUCAUCGCAGAUGCUUUUAGAAACAAUCGAAAUUGGCUUGUUGUUGACAUAUUUUAAUACAGAUAACAUUUUAUGGCUAAAAUAAAAUGGACACUUCACCUGCAUAUCAGGUUGGUGCGAUAAAUCAGGUGAAUUGUGACAUAUCCUGCACCCCUGCAUGAUUAGAUAUGUGAAGAACAGGAAAUCCGUCGUCCAUGUGAGGGGUGAGUAUAUUCUAGAAAUCAAAACUUACCAACAGCUGAGAAAUGUGUUUACAUGUUAAAUAGCAGCGACGACAAAACAAAAGUACUUGAUAAGAAACAACACAAUCCUUUUGAUAGGUUAAGAAUGUAAUACUCACAUGUAGCCUGCAGAGAAAUAACAGAUCACGUCACAUCUGAACCUCCUGUCUCACUGUCCACUGCCACAGCUAUGUUUUUAGACUCUCUGAUUUCUCAUGUUGCCAAAAGCAGUUUGCAAUAAGUGUAAUCUUUUUAAUGCUGAUACACGACAAGAUGGAGGCCGUGUUUACGGGUGGGCAAGAUGUAAAAAUUCCUAAACUACAACAUGUUGUAGUUUAGGAAUUUCCCUCAUGAUUUUGUUUUCCUGUGUCAUGCUGGCUGUUUGUUUCUGCACAGUGAGCAAACUGGGAGAAAACUGUUAAUUUGGACACUUUUAACUGGGACGUAAAUGUUAAUGAAUACAGAAAGGAGGGACUUAAUUUGUAAAACUUAUUAUUUUUGUGUGUUUGAUGCAUCUCGAGGCAGACUUUUUACUUAAAUGAUGUUUAUAGAUUUUUAUUUAUGGUGUCAAGGUACAAAAAUGUGCUGCAGUGCACAGUCUUGUCUGCUUAUAUGUUUAGUAAAUGCUAUUUUUAAAUGUUGGGGAUUUUGGGGGUGGGGGAAUAAAUGCAUUAUGGGAUA
Molecule: messenger RNA, 5996 nt
Organism: Epinephelus lanceolatus (giant grouper)
Lineage: Eukaryota; Metazoa; Chordata; Actinopteri; Perciformes; Serranidae
Gene: slc35e1
Product: solute carrier family 35 member E1
Source: RefSeq, a predicted model, not a curated record